Molecule: messenger RNA, 1578 nt
Organism: Tinamus guttatus (white-throated tinamou)
Lineage: Eukaryota; Metazoa; Chordata; Aves; Tinamiformes; Tinamidae
Gene: M1AP
Product: meiosis 1 associated protein
Biological process (GO): male meiosis chromosome separation; meiosis I; spermatogenesis
Source: RefSeq, a predicted model, not a curated record
GCCAUGAAUUCCAGAAAACUGACCUCAGAAACACGGAGAGGGUUUCCUGCUACUAAAGCACAUUCCCAGCAGCCAUCCCGGAUCGUCAUCGUGGAUGUCACAACACCCUCAUGGACCAGCACCUGUUCAGUGCUCUCCGAAGCGCUGGAAAACACACUCUGCCUGGCGUGCAGUUUGGCAGGUCCCUGCCGCAUUCCCCUGCUGAGUCUCUACGUGGUGCAGAACCACCAGGAGUGUCUGCUUCCCUUUAUGCAAGUGAAAGAGAACUUUGCACGAGUUCAGACCUGCAUUUCCGAGCUGCGCUCCCUACCCAGAGAAGGCUGCUUCCCACGGGGGGGAAAUGGAGUGGUACAGGCUGUGCAGGAUGGCUUGCAGCAGUUCAAACAAUACAGCAGACACACAGCAGCAGGAAGCUCGACUAACAGUUCGGUUGAGAUUACAAUUCUGACUAGCGAGUCAGGCAAAGAAAUGGUGAAGCAGCUGGAAAAGAAGUUAAAAGAUGUAGAUCUUGUGAGUCUGCGAAGACUACAAAUCAUUGAGGUGCUGAAGAGAGACUUGCUGGAGCCUGAGGGUGCGGAGCAGAGUGUGCCAGCAGAAGAGCCUGGUAGUGAUGACAUUGCAAUCCUGGGAAUGGACAUUGAUGUUCAGACAGUAGAGGACAGUGUCAUCAGCUUGGAGAUGCUGCUUAAAACCUGGCUUCAUGACUAUGGCACAGACAGAGAACAGCUCCAUCUCCUCCUUCCAUCAGGAGGCUUUGGCCACGCCACUGCCACCAAGAGCAGUCUAAUGUGUCUGAAGUGUGAUCUGCAGGAGAGAUUGCUUGACCCAGCUCUAGUUGAUGGCACACGAACAGCGGACCUGAGCUCAUCCUGCCAGCUGGCUUCUUGGCCAGCCACAGCACUGUAUAGACUUCGAGUUGUAAAAGCUCUGAAGGCAGAAGGGGUCUGUGAGUCAGUACUGUAUGGACUGCCCUUCAUCAUCAAGCCUACAAGCUGCUGGCAACUAGACUGGGAUGAAUUAGAAACAAACCAACACAGCUUCCAUGCUCUAUGUUACAGUCUUCUGAAAAGGAACUGGAUGCUUUUGGCCAAGUGUGAGCCACAAAACACUAGUCCAAGCUGGAACAUCAUGGUGCAUUCCUACUACAUCAUCAUCCCUUCUGACUCUGCCACGCUGCUUGUCAAAGCAGUCGCCGUCAGAGAGCUCCUGCUGCCAUCAACCUUCCCAGCCCUCCUAGCUGAGCAUCCUGAGACAGUGUGUGGCCCUAUAGAGAGCGCCCUGAACAGCCUGGAAGUGGAAGUUACUUACAACCCCUUGCACCUGAAAAACAACCUCUACAAGUACCUGAAGAAUGUGUUGCGCAGACCCGGGCAGAGGCAGCAAGCUCAGCCCAGGGACCAGCGGCCGGAGCGGCACCCGCCCAAGCAGCAUCAGAGCAGAGCCAAAGCCACGGUAGCACCUCUUCUGAUGGCUCCUUCCCCUGUCCAAGUGUUCAGAGCAGCAGCAGCAAGGAGAGAUUCCUGCGAGCAGUCGCUCCUUCUCGGAGAGGAGGAUGAGUUCCUCGAGGCCCUGCAGUGA